Molecule: messenger RNA, 528 nt
Organism: Penicillium longicatenatum
Lineage: Eukaryota; Fungi; Ascomycota; Eurotiomycetes; Eurotiales; Aspergillaceae
Product: MARVEL domain-containing protein
Exons: 3
Coding region: 1-528 (175 amino acids)
Biological process (GO): protein localization to plasma membrane; eisosome assembly
Cellular component (GO): plasma membrane; eisosome
Source: RefSeq, a predicted model, not a curated record
AUGGGUUUGCGGGGUAUUCAGUUGGGUCUGCGCGUAUGGGAGUUCGUAUGGACUCUCCUCAUCAUGUCCCUCAUCGGUAACAUGAUCAACGAGGCCAUCGCCGGCAACCCAAGCUCGAUCAACUACACCAUGUUCGUGUCGGCAUUUUCUAUGUUCACGCUGUUCUAUUUGGUGCCGGCUUCCUUCAGUUCCGACUGGGCCAUCCACCCGAUCAUCAUGAUCAUUGUUGACGUGCUCAACAACAUUUUCUUCUUCUGCGCGGCCAUCGCCCUGGCUGCGAAGCUGGAAGUUCACUCCUGUGGUAACUCGUCGUACACAAGCACCAAUGAGAUCACCAACGGCUCCAACAACCCAUCAAAGCGUUGCCGUGAGGCUCAGGCUAGUACUGCCUUCCUGUGGUUUGGCUGGGCUGGGUACAUGGCCUCGACCAUCAUCUCGGUCUUCAUGUCCCGCUCGGCCAAUGUGAACAUGCGCGGUCGCACUGGCAGUGCCCGCCGCCCUGCCCGACCCAGCAUGGCUCAGGUCUAA